Molecule: messenger RNA, 1618 nt
Organism: Amaranthus tricolor (Joseph's coat)
Lineage: Eukaryota; Viridiplantae; Streptophyta; Magnoliopsida; Caryophyllales; Amaranthaceae
Exons: 6
Coding region: 428-1426 (332 amino acids)
Molecular function (GO): nitronate monooxygenase activity
Source: RefSeq, a predicted model, not a curated record
GAUAAUAAAUUGAAAAAAUCAAUUGCAAAAAACUUUUAUCAAUAAUUUCAAGUUUCUGGUAUUAAAAAUGGGUUUUUAAUUUUGGAUGAUCCAAUUUUUUGAUUUUAAUUGGGUAAGUGUCAACUUCAGAUCACGAAUCCUUCGAUUGAGCUAUUCUCCAUUCAAUCACAGUUCAGGAGUUGGAGCCGACUAUCUGAAACUCAAUCCAUAAUCAACUACUACUAGUAAACAGAUUUGAAUUCUCUUUCCUUUGCUUACGUCGUCGCUUACAUUUAAGUCACAAUCUCACAAUGAUUUAUCCAAUCUCAUCUAUGUAUACCAAAUUACCAUUACCAAUGAUCUAUAAAACACAAAAUCCCACCAUUUUUAUGGUGAUAAAGAAGAAAAUUUUUAAAUUUUGCAGCAAGAAAAGCAAUAAAAAGUAAAGAUGGGAUGGAAUGGAAUUCUGGGUUUUGAUUAUGGAAUCAUUCAGGCGCCACUAGGUCCCGACAUUUCUGGUCCAGAGCUUGUUUCUGCUGUUGCUAAUUCCGGUGCUAUUGGCCUUCUUCGAGCCCCUGAUUGGGAAUGCCCAGAAUAUGUGAGGGAGAUGAUAAGGAAGACUCGAUCCUUGACUAACAAGCCCUUUGGAAUUGGUGUUGUUUUGGCAUUUCCCCAUGAGGAAAAUCUGAAAGUUAUAUUAGAGGAAAAAGUGGCUAUACUGCAAUUAUAUUGGGGUGAAGUAUCCGAGGAGCUUGUUUGUAGAGCUCAUGAUGCUGGUAUCAGAGUUGUUCCUCAAGUUGGGACUAUCGAAGCAGCAGAAAAGGCCAUUAAUGUUGGAGUAGAUGCAAUCAUUGUACAAGGGCGUGAAGCAGGAGGACACGUAAUAGGUCAGGAAGGAUUGAUUUCUUUGGUGCCUAGAGUUGUUGACCUUAUAGGGGAACGGGACAUUCCAGCUAUUGCUGCAGGCGGCAUUGUGGAUACACGUGGUUAUGUUGCUGCUUUGGCUCUUGGAGCCCGAGGCGUUGCCCUUGGUACUAGGUUUGUCGCGACUGAAGAAAGCUAUGCUCAUCCUGUAUUCAAGAGGAUGUUGGUUGAAUAUUCCGCUACUGAGUGCACCAAUGUCUUUGGACGUGCAAGAUGGCCUGGAGCACCUCAGCGCGUCUUACUAACACCGUUCUUCAGGGAGUGGAGAUCUCUUCCCGAGAGUGAAGAUGAGACGAACCAACCUGUCAUUGGACGCACUACAAUACAUGGAGUGGAAAAAGAGGUAAGGCGGUUCGCUGGAACAGUGCCAAACAAAUCAACGACAGGUGAUAUCGAGAGUAUGGGAAUGUACGCAGGGCAAGGUGUUGGGCUAAUCAAGGAGAUUAUGCCUGCUGGGGAAGUGGUGAAGAAGAUUGUUGAAGGAGCUCAAUUGUUGAUACAGCAAAUGCUCAAGGAUGCUUGAGUUUACAUGUGGGUUUAGGAAUAUCUAAGGAAACCAAUACAUAUUUCUAGUUGUGAUGGAGCUGUAAAUCAAUAAAUGUAUCUAACUUCCUUUUGCUAAGCUAUAUUAAAAAACUCUCACUUCAAUUUGAAUAAAGUGUUGUAAUUUGUGACUUUAAGUAUUAAUCAAACAUAUAAAAUAAAGUUACAUAAA